This is a messenger RNA of Macrosteles quadrilineatus (aster leafhopper), 797 nucleotides long. RefSeq names its product succinate dehydrogenase [ubiquinone] cytochrome b small subunit, mitochondrial (gene SdhD). The coding region runs from base 128 to 661 and encodes 177 amino acids. NCBI's taxonomy places the organism in Eukaryota, Metazoa, Arthropoda, Insecta, Hemiptera, Cicadellidae. Gene Ontology annotation, biological process: mitochondrial electron transport, succinate to ubiquinone; tricarboxylic acid cycle. The record is from RefSeq and is a predicted model, not a curated record. Gene Ontology annotation, cellular component: membrane; mitochondrial envelope. Gene Ontology annotation, molecular function: heme binding; ubiquinone binding. The transcript has 4 exons.
UCAGUCUCUACUCUCUCUGUUGUUGGUAUUUUUUUGUAGGACGCAGAACAAGUUUUUCGCUGCUAGGCCUACUAACUAACUGUCCUCAUUUAUUCAAGCUUUAAGACUACCUAAUUAAUCGACUGAAAUGUCUUUUUCUUGCCUACUUCGUAAUUCAGGAAAUAUAUUGAAAGCAACACCCCUAAAAAAUGUUUUCCUUCAAAAUCAUCUUAAAUUGAGCUCAUCUAUAUCUCGAUUAACUCCUGUAACCAACAACAGUGACCAUCAAGUUUGUAAGCCAACUAAGCUUUCACAGUUGGAGAUUGUGAAGCAGUUGUCUACAAGUCCUGUAGCUCGGUCAGCCCACGGAGAUCACACCAAGAUCUGGACAGCAGAACGGGCACUUGCUGCAGCCAUGAUUGGGGUUCUGCCUGCAGCCAUGCUCAUGCCUUCACAAGCCAUGGACACCCUCAUGGCACUCACCAUCGUCAUGCACAUGCACUGGGGUAUUGAAGCUGUCGUCAUUGAUUAUGUGAGGCCAGUCAUCUUCGGCACUGUGGUCCCCAAGAUUGGAGUAGCCUUAGUAUACAUUCUGUCAAUUGCUACUCUUGCUGGUCUUCUCAACUUUAUCUUCAAUGAUGUUGGACUUGCUAAUGGAAUUCGUCUAUUUUGGAAAUUGUAAAAACAACUGAUUUUGUACAUACCUUGUUAAAUAGUAUUCUAGGGUAAAUGUUGUGUUUCUAUGUGUAUUUACUUCAAAAUGUUAACAAUUUUCUCUGAAACUAGUAUUGCCAGAAUAUACACAUUUUUUAAAAAUC